Molecule: messenger RNA, 1352 nt
Organism: Saprolegnia diclina VS20
Lineage: Eukaryota; Oomycota; Saprolegniomycetes; Saprolegniales; Saprolegniaceae
Exons: 8
Coding region: 10-1260 (416 amino acids)
Biological process (GO): nuclear membrane organization
Cellular component (GO): nuclear inner membrane
Source: RefSeq, a predicted model, not a curated record
UGCAUUCCCAUGCGCCCAGACGUCGACGACGCUGACCGGCCGCGCCAGCCGAAGGCCGGCGACGCGGUCGUGGCCUUGAUCGCCGGCCUCGUCUGUGUGCUCGUCUGCGUCGCUAGCCUCUUUGGCAACGAAGCAUAUGCAACCCGAACCCACGACGGCCUCUCGGGCGCCCUCGCCGAUGUCGUCGCGUACGACUCGACGCUGGACGCGGCAGCGCUGGACGGCCGCCUGGUGCACAUCUCGGCGCGCCUCAUGGGCGAAGGCAAUGCGCGACCGAUCGUCUCGGACCGAGAGUUUGGCAUCGCGGUCGCCGGCGUCCACUUGCACCGGACCGUCGAGAUGUACCAGUGGCGAGAGACCCGGCACGACCACACGUACUCGGAAGACGGCGAAGAGAAGAAGGACGUGACGUACUCAUACGACGAGGUGUGGAGCGAGACGCCGAUCCACAGCGACAGCUUUGACGACCGCAGCUACAGCAACCCAACGCUGUGGCCAUAUGGCUCUCGCAAGACUACACACCCAGCGUUGCACGUCGAGGCGUACGCGCUCUCGCAUGCGAUCGUCGACUUGAUCGCGACGCCGACCGAGCCGAUCCGCCUGGACCAGCGCUCGCUUCUCCAGAUGGAGUCGGUCUUUGACUUGGCGCUGCAUAUGCCGCAGGCCGUGGACGAAAUCCCAGCGCUUGUCGACAUGUACAUUGACGCCGAGUCGGCCUUUCUGUCGCGCCCGCGUAAGAACGAGCCGCGUCCGCACCGCAACGCGAUCGGCGACGUCCGCGUCUCGUUCGCUGUGACGCCGGCCAAGCGCGUGAGCAUCCUGGCCAUGCCGCUGCACGGCACGCUGGUGCCCUACACAAGUGCUGGCGGUGUGCCCAUCGCGCUGGUCCACGACGGUCUCGUGCCGGCUGAGACAAUGCUCUACCACGCCAAGUCGUCGCUCCGCUGGAAGACAAUGGGGUGGCGCGGCCUAGGACUCGCGCUCUCGUGUCUCGGUUACUACGGCGUCCUCCAGCACUAUCUCCACACGACGCUCUUUGUCCCGUCGGCGAUGGGCCCGCUGCAUCUCAGCGUCCGCCCGACCAACCGACUCGCACUUGCACUGGCCAUGGGGUGGAGCACGACGUGGUGUACGAUCGCGCUCGCGUGGCUCUGGCAAGGAUUUUGGCUUCUCUCGCUUGGGCUACUGUGGCCUGUGGGCAUUUUGCCCGUCGUGCUCCUCCUGUUGUCGGCGUCGCGCCACAAAUUUGCCUCGGAUUAGCUCACCUGUGGCACACGAUGGUUUGCUGCUGGUUUACUGUGGUACCCCAAGCGCCUGUACAGCGUGCUUCUGCAGUUUAAAAAAUAAGGAGC